AUGGCCACCCUCAGUGUCCUGGCCUUUGACGCUGAGGGUCGCGCCAUUGACUUUGCGGUCUGGGUCGAGGACCUGCAGCUGUACUUGCAGUGCGAAUCAAAAGAUGACAUCUCUCUCUUUGACUUUGCCUCUGGCGCUGUCCUUGCCCCUCCUGCUGAUGCUGACCCCACUGUUCGAUCCAAAUGGGCCACACGCGAUGCUGCUGCACGUCUUGCUGUGCGUCGCCACCUCCCUUCCUCCGAGCGUGCCCACUUUAGUCAGUGCAAGACCGCUCAGGCCUUGUACGACGCUGUAGUUGCGCGCUACUCCUCCCCUUCCACUGCUACACUGAGCCGCCUCAUGCUACCGUACCUCUUCCCUGACCUUGCUGCCUUUCCCACAGUCACUGACCUCUUUACCCACCUUCGCGCUAGUGACACUCGCUACCGAGCUGCGCUUCCCGCUGCCUUCCUCGCCGAAAACCCCCCUCCCAUGUACAUCACCCUCUACUUUCUAGUCACCCGUCUCCCUGAGUCCCUUCGUGCUGUUAGGGACCAGUUUCUCUCUGUCUGUCCCACCACCCUCACUGUCGACCUCCUCGAGAAGUCCCUGCUAGCGGCCGAGAAGAGCAUAGUCGCUGUAGGGGCCUCUCGUGGUGACCCGCGCACCCCCAUCUUUGAGGGGUGUUCUCCUUCCCCCCUGUUACCCUCUGUCGCCUCUGCUGUUGCGGCCGACCUCGUUGGUUUAGAGUCGGUCGGUGCGGCGUCUGCCCCCAGCGGUAGGCGCCGCUCUGGCAGGAGCAAGGGGGGCAAUGGAGCGGGUGGAGCUAGCGGGGGUGGUGGCGGAGGAGGUGGGGGCGGCGGGGGGAGUGGGGGUGGCGGUGGGGGUGGAGGCGGGAGUGGAGGUACUGGUGGCGGCAGUGGAGGCGGAGGUGGCGGCGGAGGUGGUGGCGGAGGUGGCAGUGGGAGCGGCGGGGGCGAGGGUGGCGGUGGCGGCGGAGGCGGGGGUGGCGAUGGUGGAGGUGGUCGGAGUGGCUCGUCCCAGAGGAGCAGCACUGGGGGUGGUCAGCGCCAGCAGCAGCAGCAGCAGCAGCAGCAGCAGCAGCAGCAGCAGCAACAGCAGCAGCAGCAGCGCUCUCGCGACGUCCCCGCCCCUCAGCAGCUCCGUGAGUGGUACUCGCAGCGUCAGCGUGGUGGGGCGUUCGGUCCCUGCACCUACGUCCUUCGCACCGGCGACCGCACGGGUAAGCAGUGUGGGGGCACCCACACCGCUCGCCGCUGCUUUGCCCGCUUGACCGACGCUUGGCGCCAGCAGUUUCCGGAGGCAUCUGAGAUCCCCCGCUGGGGAGAGCUGUCUAGGGCUGGUGUAGCUGUUUUUGAUCUUGACUUUGAUGCUAUCCUUGCUGCCAUGUAUUCUGUGACUGUUAGUGAUGAUGGUGACUGUUACCGGUGUUUCCCGCCCGACCCGGGCAUUGGUACUGCUGCGUCAUGUGCCAGUGAGGCUGCUGCUCUAGGUGCCAGUGUGUCUGUGCUCUCAAGUACUAGUGAGUCUGCCCUUUCAGGUACUGUGUCGGCUUCUGCCUCUCACACUUUCACCCUUGACUCUGGAGCUUCUCGCUCCUUCUUUCGGGACCGCACCACUCUCACGCCGCUUAGUCGGCCUAUUGUGGUGUCCUUGGCAGACCCCUCUGGGGGUCCUGUCUUGUCUCGUUUCUCCACAGUCCUCCCGUGUCCGGCGGCUCCCUCUGGCACCCUGACUGGUCUUUACCUCCCCUCGUUCUCUACAAACCUGGUGAGUGGUGCUGACCUACAGGAUGUGGGUGUCCACUA
Closterium sp. NIES-65 is the source of this 1808-nucleotide messenger RNA. NCBI's taxonomy places the organism in Eukaryota, Viridiplantae, Streptophyta, Zygnematophyceae, Desmidiales, Closteriaceae. The record is from the annotation of a GenBank genome assembly.